ACUCCAGCAAUUUGAGACUUGGUAAGUAUCUUUGUUAAAUAUUGCAACUUCGGGAACUGUCAUAAAACUAAACAUUUAUGCCCAUUCCAACACUUAAAUGUCCCAAGUGCGCAUUUAAGGGCGUUUCAGGAUCUUCGUAGGAGUGUGAAAUGUUCACGAACUGUAUAACAGUUGGUGUAGACACAUCUCUGACCUAUCUCUGGCGUCUGCUUAUAAAAGAAUUUCAAGCUGUUGACACAAAAGUUGCUUGAGGAUCCAAAUGUCGCAAAACAUGAAAAUAGUGCUCGUUUAUUUGUUGUGUGCCGUCCACGUCCGGGCAGGCAUCGUUGGCAUGAGGUGCAAGUGGCCAAAUGGAAUGACAUUCGAUAACCAACAAACUUUUCCAGCUCCUGACCGCUGCAACACAUGCACCUGUUCUCACGGAAUCAUCAGCUGCACUAAGAUGACCUGCAUCAGCACGUGUAUCGGACCAGACGGACAGGUGCACCCGGAGCAAGUUCCUUUCAAACACGUUGAUGGAUGCAAUACAUGCGUGUGCAUUAAUGGAACGGCUGCCUGCACUAAGAUAAGAUUCAUUAACAACAAGCGUCAGGCGACCCUCCAAAAGACCUGCCGCAGUCCAACUGGACAGGUGUACAUGGAGGGUCAGAUCUUCCCAUCUGCUGAUGGCUGCAACGUCUGCUCUUGUCGCAACGAAAGGAUUGACUGUACUGCGAUGGAUUGUUCACCCACAACGUGCCUCGGCCCCGGUGGACAGGUGUACAAGGAGGGUCAGUCCUUUCCAGCUUCUGAUGGAUGCAACACGUGCGUGUGCACUAAUGGCAUGGUCGCCUGCACCGAGAUAAGAUGUAGCAGCAACACUUGUGUUGGCCCCAAUGACCAGGUGUACACAGAAGGCCAGUCUUUCAAAGAUGCUCAAGACUGCAAUACCUGCACGUGUCAUAAUGCAAGGAUCACCUGUACGAUGAUGGCAUGUGUCGGAUGAGGCGGUUGCUGGUGUCUGGAGAAAACUGUUUCUCAGCGCUGAUGGAUGCAACAACUGCGCAUGUGUAAACUCUCAAAUUGUCUGUACAGAGCAAAUUUGCAUUGCUGGAAAUUAGCAUGAAAAAAUAAGAGUCUAUAAAAAUAAAAUAAUAAAUAAAUUUGAUCCUUCUUUGAUA
Molecule: messenger RNA, 1160 nt
Organism: Pomacea canaliculata
Lineage: Eukaryota; Metazoa; Mollusca; Gastropoda; Architaenioglossa; Ampullariidae
Product: kielin/chordin-like protein
Exons: 8
Coding region: 260-985 (241 amino acids)
Molecular function (GO): protein binding; peptidase inhibitor activity
Source: RefSeq, a predicted model, not a curated record